GCCCUGGGUUUAAUCCCUUCCUCUCAAAAAAAAAAAAAAAGUGCAGAGCGAUUUCCUUGCAUAAGAAAGUGCUUAUUUGUCCCCGGAAUUGGGUACCCUUUAAAUAGAAUGGAACCUUGCUGACUCGGGAUUCAACUGCAGCUUGUGCGGUCCAGUUCUUGUUUAAUAUUUUGCCAAGUGGAGAGCAUGUCUGCUUUCUAACACAGAGCUUCCUUUCCGGGCAGAAGGAGAGAGACAAGUAUUCUGGCCAAAAGGAUUUUUAAUCCCCCCCCCCCCCGCCACCCCAGGCCACUGGAGUAAAAGGACAGAGGCAAUAGUCCUACUGCCAUGCUUGGUUCCUGCGCCUCAGGCAGGGUGGCCAUCUUCCAUCUGAGUCGGGUGUCUGCCACUCUGUCCCCUGCUGGGUCUCCAUCCUCAGCACUGGACAGGGGGCUUCUGGGAGCCAGUGUGUCUGUUGCUGUCGGGCUGCUGUCGCUUUUUCUCUCUUCCAGAUGAUUGGUGAUCAAUCUAUCCAGCUGCCGGUAUGAGAGCGUGCGCAGGGCCGCCCAGCAGUACGGCCUUCGAGAGGGCGGUGAAAAUGACGAUUGGACUCUGUACUGGACGGACUACUCCGUGUCUCUGGAGCGGGUGAUGGAAAUGAAGAGUUACCAGAAAAUCAAUCACUUCCCUGGGAUGAGCGAAAUCUGCCGCAAGGACCUGCUGGCCAGGAACAUGAGCCGCAUGCUGAAGAUGUUCCCAAAAGACUUCCACUUCUUCCCGAGGACCUGGUGUCUUCCUGCCGACUGGGGAGGCCUGCAGACCUACAGCAGGUCUCGAAAAAACAAGACGUACAUUUGCAAGCCGGACUCGGGCUGCCAAGGGCGAGGGAUAUUCAUCACCCGGACUGUGAGGGAAAUCAAGCCCGGGGAGGAUAUGAUCUGCCAGCUCUAUAUUUCAAAGCCCUUUAUCAUUGAUGGGUUCAAGUUUGACCUACGGAUUUAUGUGCUGGUGACAUCCUGUGACCCUCUCAGGAUUUUUGUGUACAAUGAAGGACUAGCCCGCUUUGCCACCACCUCCUACUCCCAACCCUGUGCAGACAACCUGGAUGAUAUCUGCAUGCACCUGACUAAUUAUUCCAUUAAUAAGCACAGUUCAAACUUUAUUCAAGAUGCUCACUCGGGCAGCAAGAGGAAGCUCUCAGCCUUCAACGUCUACAUGGAGAGCCACGGCUAUGACGUGCCAAAGAUCUGGAGGGGCAUCGACGACCUCAUCACCAAGACGCUCAUCACCGCCCACCCGGUCAUCAAGCACAACUACCAGACCUGCUUCCCCAGCCACACGCUCAACAGUGCCUGCUUCGAGAUCCUGGGCUUCGACGUCCUGCUGGACUCCAAGCUCAAGCCCUGGCUGCUGGAGGUCAACCACUCUCCGAGCUUCUCCACUGACACCCGGUUGGAUGAGGAGGUGAAGGACAGGCUGCUGUAUGACGCCCUGGUUCUCAUCAACUUGGGGAGCUGUGACAAAAGGAAAGUCCUGGAGGAGGAGAGACAGCGGGGCAGGUUCCUGCAGCAGUGCCCUUCUCGGGAGGUCAGGAUGGAGGAAGCCAGAGGUUUCCAGGCUGCGCGGAUACAGAAAACCGAGAAAUACGAGAAGGAAAACUGUGGCGGGUUCCGGCUGAUUUAUCCCACCCGGAAUCUGGAGAAGUAUGAGAAGUUUUUCCAGGAUAACAGCUCGCUCUUCCAGAAUACGGCUGCCUCCAGAGCUCGGGAGGUGUGCGCCCGGCAGCUGAUCCAGGAGCUGAAACAGCAGCAGCAGAAAAAGUCCUUCCAGAGGAGGGAGAAGAAGGCAGAGCUUCAGGGGGAGGCGGCAGACAAGCACACUAGGCCAGAGGGAUCCAGGCCCUGGCCACAGAAGCAGCUGCAGAAAUGCAAGAUAGCGGCCCACAGCCCCAGACAAUACUUCCGGCCGCUGGCAUUGGUGUCCUGUGCACGUAGCUUGCUCUUGGGUGUCAGAGACAGAAAGAGACGUGAAAGGGACAGUGGCUUCGGCCCAGAGGGCCCCAAGGAGGAAGAGGAGGCUGGGCCGGGGCCCCGAGAGCCCACAACCGCCAGGCCCUGCAGCUCCAAGCUGGACCUGAGGAGGCCUGGCCGCAGUGGCUUUGGGCUGCAGCGCUGUGAUCCUGAUGCCAGCGUCGAGGAGGUCACAGUGGCCCCUGCCACUAACGCGGUCACCAGCUCUGUGCCCAUGACCUCAGUAGAAAUUUCCCCAGAAUCCGCAGCUUGGGUCCCGGCCUCUCCAGAGUCCCUGUUCAGCCCACCUCUGACCACUAGCUCUGAACACGGCAGCUUGGCGCUGGUCAGGGUCGGCUCCUUUCAGUGCAAGCAGCAGCAGCAGACCUCCCAGCAACUCACCCCAGAGAAGACAGCACGUCCUUCUGUACCUCUCACGUCCCAGAUCAUUGUGCGGAAUUUGACUCCAAGCUGGACCUGGCCGAAGAACAACAUGAAGGAGCAGCACUUGGUGUCAGAGCUGCUGACCAACAUUCGGCUGAAGAGGAGGCUGGCCCUGUUCCCUGCUCACUGCAGCCCUCAGCUGCUGCUGAGCACCCAGCCACAUGGGUGCCCGUACAGGCCAGGGUGUGCCAGGAGCCAAGAAAACCCUGGCCUGCCCAAGGAGCGCUGUCCUGGCAGCCACAGCUCUGGUGAGAAGAGCCAGCUGGAUGUGUCCCCACUCCUCCUCUUGCAGAGUCCCCAGAGCCAUGACGUGUCCCUCAAGGACCUCCUGGUGGUUGCCACCCCAGCCCGCCUGGACCGGAGGCCGGACAGAAGCCACGCAAGGGCUGUGAGGGAACUGUGUGGGCUGGAUCAGGACACCGACAGCCACUGCCUGGUCUCGGGCCACAAAGGAUGCGACGGGAACUAGAAUCAAAUUGGAUUUCUGCCAUAUUUUUUUUCCUUUCCUACCUCUGACUCCGAGGAAGUGAUUUAUCUUUUCCCACAGUGUCUGCAAUGUCUAUAGAAUCAACUGAAAGUUUCAUUUGCUCGCCUACAACCCCCGGUCUGAUCGCUACCUCUCAUUAGCAUCACUGAAGCCAACAGCCUCCCACUUUGAGGACGGUGCUGGAGGACCAAGCCUUUUCCAGGUGAUCAGUGCCACCCCAGGAUGCCCACCAGCUGCUUGAUCCCAGAUGACCCCCCAGGUACAGCAACCCGGGGGCACAGCCCAGAGCCCUCAGCCCACUGGCAGCCUGUGCCCACUGGUCUUCAUCUCUAAGGAUUAGCGACAGGGACAGGGCUGAGCACAAAGGAUAACUCUGGGGACAGCUGUGAGCUCAUCAGUUCCAGAUCAGACCUCUUUCUGCCCAAAGACCUGUGUCCUCAGCACCCAAACAUCUUCCUCCUGCCUCGCCCUCUGGCCCACCUCAGUGUCCUUGGAAAAAGCAGAGGGGUCACAGAAGGACCCAACCUGCAGAUGUGUCUUCCAGUGACCCGCAGAAACGAUACUCCUUCCUCUCAUGUGUACGUUAAUAAAAUAAACUGCCGUGCUCAACGCCA
Molecule: messenger RNA, 3533 nt
Organism: Heterocephalus glaber (naked mole-rat)
Lineage: Eukaryota; Metazoa; Chordata; Mammalia; Rodentia; Bathyergidae
Product: tubulin polyglutamylase TTLL6
Biological process (GO): microtubule cytoskeleton organization; protein polyglutamylation
Cellular component (GO): ciliary basal body
Molecular function (GO): tubulin-glutamic acid ligase activity; tubulin binding
Source: RefSeq, a predicted model, not a curated record